Gadus chalcogrammus (walleye pollock) is the source of this 2316-nucleotide messenger RNA. RefSeq names its product galectin-3-binding protein A-like. NCBI's taxonomy places the organism in Eukaryota, Metazoa, Chordata, Actinopteri, Gadiformes, Gadidae. Gene Ontology annotation, cellular component: membrane. The record is from RefSeq and is a predicted model, not a curated record. The transcript is spliced from 6 exons. Gene Ontology annotation, molecular function: protein binding. The coding region runs from base 151 to 1920 and encodes 589 amino acids.
AAUCACUGGGAGGGAAGGAAACGAAACUCGGGAACAGCUAUCAGUAGGUAGGCUAAUGAUCGUUUUGUGAAAGCUAUUCAAGAAUCAAGAAGUUGCACAGUUUGGCUGGGUUCAAUAACCUGCAGGUUAGAACAUCCCUCAGUCGCCAACAUGCAGAAGCACGGAGCCAUGCUGUCUGCUUUGUGGAUUUUGCUUCUCCAUGUUUCUCCUCUCGGAUCCAUGAAAUUGAGCCUUUUCAAAAGCCCGAUGGGGUCGCCAGAGGUUGGGGAUAUACGGUUGGCGGGUGCGGAGACCCACUCUCAGGGCCGGGUGGAGGUCUACCUUCACGGGGAAUGGGGAACCGUGUGUCACAACGGCUGGGAUCUGCCCGACGCGCAGGUGGUGUGUCGUCAGCUGCACUUCAAAGGAGCCGUAUCUGCCGUCGCUGGAGGGUCGUUUGGCGAAGGAUCCGGACAGAUUUGGCUUGACCGGACGAAGUGUGUUGGCACAGAGAACUCUCUUUCCAACUGUUCCUACAAUGGAUGGGGAAUAAGGGAUUGCACACACAAGCAAGAUGCUGGAGUUAUUUGUGUAGCAGGCACUAGUGAGAACUAUGUGGACCAUAGUCUUGAUCUGUCUGAGGAUCUUGGGCAACUCUUUGACAGUGAGGAUGGCUGCGACUUCCUUAUCCAAGGACAAACUUACACCGGCCUUGAACAAUACGAUGGGGAGAUGGUGAACACAACAGUGUGCGCACACAGGAUGAUCCUCUCACGUUUCCCUGGCUUCAAAGCCUCGACUGAUGUCGACCAAAUAUCAAUUAAUCUCACCCAGAAUUGCCGUCCUCAUCUACCCAGUUUGAUCAGGUACGUUUACACGCGGAGACUGGAAGUAACCAUGACUACGGCCGAGUGUUUCCACCAGUUGGCGUCGCACUUUGGAAUGAGGAGGUUGAUGGAGGACGCCGGGCGCCUUUUCACCAAGCUUCUCCCUGAGGACCCCUCCUUCCUCACCCAGGUAUCCUUCUACGAGUACUCGGUGGGAGCAGGCGACCGGGUGCUGCAGGAGAACUGUCUCCAGUACAUGGCGUGGAACUUCCAGAAGCUCAGCACCUCCAAGGCCUGGAGCUCUGUGUCAGCAGAACUGUUGCAGGCCCUUCUGUCCCGCUCUGACCUGGUGGUGCCGGGCGAGACCUUCGUCCUGGCAGCGCUGGAGGACUGGGUCUCCCAGGUGAACCGGACGACCAAUGAGGAGCAGCAGGCCGUCUUGUUGGCCCGCGUGCGCUUCCCUAUGAUCCCCGCCAAGGAGCUCUUCGAGGUACGCUUCACCUCCGCCCUCUACUCCGCCCAUAAGACUCUGUAUCAGGAGAAGCUUCUGAAAGGGUUCGAAGCGCACUCGCUGCCCUUCGGCACUCUGAAGAACAGCUCCACUUUCCAGAGAAACGACCAGGAUUACCAGCCCAGGAUCUACACUGGCCCGCCGUGGAGCGUUACCGUUAACCAAAGCGUAGAAAACGUCCAGCGUCAGAUCAACAACCAGUACAACCAUCGAGGCAGUUAUAGAGGCAGUUAUUACAACACGCCGAUGCCGAGAACAAUUCAAACUCAAAGCACACCUGUCCACAUCAGCGCUCUCUUCGCGGACAAAAUGGUUAACUGGCAGCUGAACCUCUUCAAAAAGCAAAGCGACUGUUCCAACCGUGGUGUGCGGUGUGAUUCACUACCUGCGGCCAGAAUGAGAAUGUCCACGUCCAACUUCCAGUACCAGGGCAGCAUCCGCUACAGCAACCGGCUGCUGUUAAGCUGCCAAGGAAGAUACAUUUUCCACAUUAUGGACUUCAAGGGUACAUUUGCUUAUGUGCCCACUGGCGAGAAUGUAACGUACCCCUGCACCGAUGAAGAGUAUAUCUACCACUUUGUGGUGAGGCCCGAAUACAUCUGAGCCCACCGCCUCUCGGUGGUGGUGAUGCUGGUAGGGGUGGUGGGGGUGGUGGGGUCGGUGGUGGUGGUGGUGGGGGUGGUGGGGUCGGUGGUGGUGGUGGGGGUGUUGGUGUUGGUGUUGGUGUUGGUAGGAUGGGGGUGGUGGGGAUGUAAGAUUUGUGAUGGGCAGUCAUAGUUGUGUUUACAUGCAAUAGCCUUUAUGUUUGCUGCCUUUGAGAGGCGGUGACGGAUCUCGGUGCCCCUCUUGUCUCCUCUGAACCUUGGUUCGAUCUUGGUUUGGUUUUGGCCUGCCUCUGGUUACUGGGAUCAAACCCUACUUAACUCAUGAGAAAGCCAACGCUGCCAAGUAUGCUUUGAAAGCCUUAAAAUAAAAGAAAUUCAAAUAAAUCUGUCUUUU